AUGAACAUGGUCUUUGACCACUUUCUUGUCUUUCUCAACGAGGACUUUGGCCUGCCGUUCAACAAGGCCACCUUCUACAUGUCCGCCUUCAACCUCAUCGCCCUCUUCUCAAAGCUCGGCGUCGGCCCGCUCGCGGAUAGGUGUAACAAGGCAGCCCUCAUCCUCUUUUUCAGUAUCAUGGGCAUCGCAGCCUCGUGUAUGCUCCUCGACGUGUCCGGACUCACCUUCACCGUCACCUCCAGCCUCAGCAAGGUUAUCACCUUUAUCGUCUUUUACGCCAUCGCGUACGCCGCCAUCUUCAGUCUCACCACCUCAGUGCUGCCCGAGUUUGGAAACUCCAAGCUCGGUGCCCGCUCCAACUUUAACCUCAUGCUCCUUUACUCCACCGGCUCGCUGGGCUCGCUUGCCAGCGGCUACUUGCGCUCAAACUCGGGCUCAUACAAAUGGCCCUUUGUUUUGAACAUCAUUGCGUUUGCCAUCACCGCCGCCGCCGCCAUGGUCAAAUACUUUAUCUACGACAAGAAGAUAAUGCCUUCCGCAAAGCUUCUGGCCGCUAAAGGGCACACGGAAAGAGUACAUUCUGCAUCAUCUCCGUUCGCAUCCUUCGAUUCUGCUCUUCUGUCUCUUGUUCUUACCGACGUUGUCUUUCUCUCAUCCUGCUGUGUUCGAUAG
Messenger RNA from Chondrus crispus (carragheen), 672 nucleotides. RefSeq lists its product as hypothetical. The coding region runs from base 1 to 672 and encodes 223 amino acids. NCBI's taxonomy places the organism in Eukaryota, Rhodophyta, Florideophyceae, Gigartinales, Gigartinaceae. Gene Ontology annotation, molecular function: transmembrane transporter activity. The record is from RefSeq and is a predicted model, not a curated record. Gene Ontology annotation, biological process: transmembrane transport. The transcript has 2 exons.